AUGCAACAAUUUCGUACGCCAAUGCGCCCCAAAGCAGCUCGUAAAAUAAUGUUAAGCCCUCUCAAGUUGGAAACAAUAAACUCUGUUUCAUCUCUAUCAGAUGACGGAAAACAAGAUGCAGAUGCUGAAGAAUCCGGCGUAGCAUCAAAUUCUAGUAAAAGUGCAACUACUAAUAAUAAACAACGUAGAUCGAGGACCAAUUUUACCUUAGAGCAACUCAACGAACUGGAACGAUUAUUCGAUGAAACCCAUUACCCAGAUGCCUUCAUGAGGGAAGAAUUGAGCCAGAGGCUAGGACUUAGCGAAGCUAGAGUGCAGGUGUGGUUUCAAAAUAGGCGUGCAAAAUGUAGAAAACAUGAAAGCCAACUUCAUAAAGGAAUUAUGCUGAGUUCGCAUAGCAGUCCGCCGGUUUCCACUCCGUUAGAGCCUUGCAGAGUGGCGCCUUAUGUGAACGUACCUUCUUCUUUGAGAGCAAAUAGUACUUCAUCAGCACCUACGGCAUUUGAUAGACUAAACGCUUCAGGACCCAGAGUUUUUCCACCGCCUUUUACGGCUUUUGAUCCGGCUUUGAUAACUGCUGCACAUCAGUAUGCAGCGGCAGCAGCCGCAAUGUCAGCAGCAGCUGCUGCGGCCGGAAUCUUCUGUCCGCCGCAAUAUCCUCUCGGUCUCGCCGCUUUGGCCGCAGCUCACAGCAAGAACUCCAGUAUCGCAGAUCUGAGGUUAAAAGCGAGGCGCCAUGCGGAAGCGUUGGCGUUGACGGCUAGGGAACAUGCAACGUAA
Messenger RNA from Ctenocephalides felis (cat flea), 780 nucleotides. RefSeq names its product short stature homeobox protein 2-like. The record is from RefSeq and is a predicted model, not a curated record. Lineage: Eukaryota; Metazoa; Arthropoda; Insecta; Siphonaptera; Pulicidae. Gene Ontology annotation, molecular function: DNA-binding transcription factor activity, RNA polymerase II-specific; sequence-specific double-stranded DNA binding. Gene Ontology annotation, biological process: regulation of transcription by RNA polymerase II. The transcript is spliced from 6 exons. Gene Ontology annotation, cellular component: nucleus. Bases 1 to 780 code for a protein of 259 amino acids.